Messenger RNA from Gekko japonicus, 1896 nucleotides. RefSeq names its product hydroperoxide isomerase ALOXE3-like. Gene Ontology annotation, molecular function: iron ion binding; protein binding; oxidoreductase activity, acting on single donors with incorporation of molecular oxygen, incorporation of two atoms of oxygen. Gene Ontology annotation, biological process: lipid oxidation; linoleic acid metabolic process. Lineage: Eukaryota; Metazoa; Chordata; Lepidosauria; Squamata; Gekkonidae. The record is from RefSeq and is a predicted model, not a curated record. The transcript is spliced from 14 exons. Bases 1 to 1896 code for a protein of 631 amino acids.
AUGCCGAUGGCUUCGUACAAAGUCCAGGUGGCCACCGGGAACUUCUGGGGCUCGGGAACCUUCAGCUCCAUCUCCAUCACCUUGGUGGGCUCCAAGGGGCAGAGUCCGAAACAGUCGUUGAAUAACAUGGGCAAGGAUUUCAUCCCAGGAGCGCUGGACGAGUACGAGGUGCCCACCGACCGGGACCUGGGCCCGCUUCUGCUGAUCCGUCUCCACAAGGAGCCCUACCUCUUCUUCCCCGAGGACAGCUGGUACUGCAGCUUCGUCCAGCUGACCACCCCACAAGGAGAGACUUACCGCUUCCCCUGCUACCAGUGGAUCGAGGGGCACCGGACCCUGGAGCUGAGGGAAGGCACGGGGAAACUGGCUUCUGAGGAUGCAGAAAGCCCGUUGCUUCUGCGUCACCGAGCAGAGGAGCUGAAGGCACGGCAGGACUGCUACAGUUGGGCCGAAUUUGCUCCGGGAAUGCCGCAGUGCCUGGCCGUGGAGAGCCUCGAAGAGAUGGACACUAACAUGAAGUUUUCCUUCACCAAGCUCAGCACCUUCCUGCUGCGUUCAAAGCUCACCAAGGUGGAGAUGAAGCUGAAGGGCCUCUUGGGCUGCCAGCAGUCUUGGAAGAAGAUGGAGGACAUCCGCCGGGUUUUCUGGUUCAACAAAACGCACGUUUCAGAAUACGUUGCCGAUCACUGGAUGGAUGACGCCUUCUUCGGCUACCAGUAUCUGAAUGGGGUCAACCCCUUGGUGAUCCAGAAAUGCACUGACCUCCCAUCCAACUUCCCCGUCACCCAGGAGAUGGUGGCCCCCUCGCUGGCCGAAGGCACAUCCCUUCAGAAGGAGCUCCAGAAGGGGAACGUCUUCCUUGUGGAUUACAAGCUCCUCCAGGGCAUCCCAACCAACACCAUCCAAGGCCAGCGGCAGUAUAUGGCCGUCCCCCUCUGCCUGCUGUACCAGGCGCCUUCCGGGGACCUCAUGCCUCUCGCGAUCCAGUUGUCCCAGACCCCAGGUCCUGACAGUCCCAUCUUCCUUCCCAGCGACCCCGAGUGGGACUGGACCUUGGCGAAGAUGUGGGUGCGGAACGCCGACUUCCACAUCCACCAGAACAUCUCCCACCUCCUGAGGACUCACCUGAUAGCCGAGGUCUUUGCCGUGGCCACACUGAGGCAGCUGCCCAUGUGCCACCCGGUCUUCAAGCUCCUGGUCCCUCACUUGCGAUACACCCUCCAGAUCAAUGCGUUUGCCAGGGUCCGGCUGAUCAUGGAAGGAGGCAUGAUGGAUCAGGCCACCUCCGCAGGCUACAGAGGCAUCGUGCCCAUCGUGGGAAAAGGCGCCCAAGAGAUGACCUACACCUCCCUCUGCCUCCCGGAUGACAUCGAGGCCCGCGGAGUCGCUUCCGUCUCUAACUACUACUACCGGGAUGACGGUCUGAAGAUCUGGGCUGCCCUCGAGAGGUUCGUCUCGAACGUCGUCCAGUUCUAUUACAAGAACGAUGAGUGCGUCGAAAGUGACCCAGAGCUCCAGGCCUGGGUUCUGGAGAUCUUCAGGGAAGCCUUCAAGAGCGGAAAGGCCUCAGGCGCCCCCUCCUCCCUGGAGACCAUGGCGGAGCUCACGAGGUUCCUGACGAUGGUGAUAUUCACCUGCUCGGCACAACAUGCUGCUGUCAACAGUGGGCAGUAUGACUUUGGCGCCUGGAUCCCCAACAUCCCGCCCUCCAUGAGGAGGCCCCCGCCCACGGUCAAGGGCACGGUGACCUUGGAGCACAUCUUGGAGACCAUUCCUCCCAUCAACGUCACCUGCAUCGCCUUGAGUUCUCUGUGGCUGCUAAGCAACGAGGCAGGAGACAGGGUCGCCGGUGAGAUCCUCUCCAGCAAGCCGAGCCUGCGUGACCCACCGUUGUGA